Molecule: messenger RNA, 1533 nt
Organism: Sabethes cyaneus
Lineage: Eukaryota; Metazoa; Arthropoda; Insecta; Diptera; Culicidae
Gene: Lcch3
Product: gamma-aminobutyric acid receptor subunit beta-like
Exons: 8
Coding region: 1-1533 (510 amino acids)
Biological process (GO): nervous system process; chemical synaptic transmission; monoatomic ion transmembrane transport
Cellular component (GO): synapse; GABA-A receptor complex; neuron projection
Molecular function (GO): neurotransmitter receptor activity; GABA-A receptor activity; extracellular ligand-gated monoatomic ion channel activity
Source: RefSeq, a predicted model, not a curated record
AUGAUCCACACGGUCAAAUGCAGCCUUCAGGUCGGUGUAGAUAGCGUCAACCUGAAGGCAUCGGUCCAUACCACCGGACACUCGAAAUCGAUGGCAGCCGGUCGACUGGAAAACGUCACACAAACUAUCUCUAGGAUACUGGAGGGAUACGACAUCCGGUUACGGCCGAACUUUGGCGGUGAACCCUUAACAGUAGGAAUGGACCUAACCAUAGCUAGUUUUGAUGCAAUUUCUGAAGUUAAUAUGGACUACACGAUAACAAUGUACCUAAAUCAGUACUGGAAAGACGAGCGAUUAGCGUUCAAUGCGUACUCAAUUUGGGGUGGCGCGGGAGGAACAGGUGGUGGCAAUCAGUACGAUCAGAACGGCGACAUCAUGAUUGAGGACGACGGAGCAAAUGACGUCAUUACGCUAUCCGGGGAUUUCGCGGAGAAAAUCUGGGUACCGGAUACGUUUUUCGCCAACGAUAAGAACAGCUUCCUGCAUGACGUCACCGAGCGGAACAAGCUGGUACGGUUGGCCGGAGACGGUGCAGUCACCUACGGUAUGCGGUUCACCACGACGUUGGCUUGCAUGAUGGACCUGCACUACUACCCGCUGGAUUCGCAGAACUGCACCGUGGAAAUCGAGAGUUAUGGUUACACCGUAUCGGACGUGGUAAUGUAUUGGCGCUCGACUCCGAUUCGCGGUGUAGAGGAAGCAGAACUGCCACAGUUCACCAUAAUAGGCUACGAAACUAACGAUAGGAAAGAAAAAUUAGCCACCGGAGUGUACCAGCGGUUAUCACUGUCGUUCAAGCUACAGCGAAAUAUCGGGUACUUUGUAUUCCAAACCUACCUGCCCAGCAUUCUGAUUGUGAUGCUAUCGUGGGUCUCGUUCUGGAUUAAUCACGAAGCGACAUCAGCAAGGGUGGCGCUCGGCAUCACGACAGUGCUUACGAUGACUACCAUUAGUACCGGAGUGCGUAGUUCAUUGCCCCGGAUCAGCUACGUGAAGGCCAUUGACAUCUAUCUGGUGAUGUGCUUCGUGUUUGUAUUCGCUGCCCUGCUGGAGUACGCCGCCGUCAACUACACCUACUGGGGCGCUAGAGCCAAGAAGAAAAGUAAAAAGAACAAAGAGGCAGAGAAGAAAGUUUCACGAAAACAAGACAACAGUGGCUGUUCUUCAGAGGACAUCAUCGAGCUGCAAGAUGUUCGAAUGAGCCCGAUCGCUUCCCUACGGAAUAGGCAUUACUCCAAUACCACCUCGACGACGGGUGGCGACGCCGUAGAUUUAGCCAAGUUCCCACCUAGCUUUCGAAUUGCACGGCCGUACGGUUCUAGUUCCCGGUCAAGUGGGUUGCGCUACCGGGGUAACCGAGGUCACAAUCGUCCUAAAAUGCUGCACGCAAUAAAGCGCGGUGCCUCGGUCAUCAAGGCGUCCAUCCCGAAAAUCAAGGACGUUAACGUGAUCGAUAAGUACUCCCGGGUUAUUUUUCCAGUGAGUUUUGCAGCGUUCAACGCGGGCUACUGGAUUUUCUACGUACUGGAGUGA